Coniophora puteana RWD-64-598 SS2 is the source of this 440-nucleotide messenger RNA. Its product is annotated as POZ domain-containing protein. Gene Ontology annotation, molecular function: protein-macromolecule adaptor activity. Gene Ontology annotation, cellular component: elongin complex. Bases 45 to 440 code for a protein of 131 amino acids. The transcript has 5 exons. Lineage: Eukaryota; Fungi; Basidiomycota; Agaricomycetes; Boletales; Coniophoraceae. Gene Ontology annotation, biological process: ubiquitin-dependent protein catabolic process. The record is from RefSeq and is a predicted model, not a curated record.
UCAACGUUCGCUGCUCAGGCCACAGACUAACCACCUGCUUCAACAUGACUGACGUUGAUAUGAAUGGCGCUGACGAUGCCAACGGCGUUGAUGCCGGGAACGACUGGGUGCGCAUCAAGAGCGCGGACGGCUUCUCGUUCCUCGUCAAGCGACGUGUUGCCAUGGCCAGUGGAACGCUGCGAAACAUGCUGAGCGCAGACAGCAAUUUCAAGGAGGCACUCGCGAACACAUGUCCCAUCGAAGAGCGAGCUGCGGUGGUAGAGAAAGUAUGCGAGUACAUGUCCUUCAAGGCACAUCACGAGAACGCGCCGCCGCGCGAGGAGAUCCCUGUCAACGAGUUCACGGAGCGUAUACCCCCCGAGAUUGCGCUCGAGCUGCUGCUCGCCGCCGACUACCUCGAAGAUCUCUCCGAAGCCUUCCUCCCAGUCUUCCUCCUGUAG